Messenger RNA from Drosophila busckii, 1901 nucleotides. Its product is annotated as sodium-coupled monocarboxylate transporter 1-like. Gene Ontology annotation, cellular component: membrane. Gene Ontology annotation, biological process: sodium ion transport; transmembrane transport. The record is from RefSeq and is a predicted model, not a curated record. Bases 47 to 1882 code for a protein of 611 amino acids. The transcript has 8 exons. Gene Ontology annotation, molecular function: symporter activity. NCBI's taxonomy places the organism in Eukaryota, Metazoa, Arthropoda, Insecta, Diptera, Drosophilidae.
CAUUAACGUACUACGAUUAGCAUUAACACCGGACUGAAGCAGGACAAUGGAGAGCACAACUAUUUUGGCUAGCACUGCAGCUGCAGCCGCGGCUAGUGUGGAGGACUUAAAAUUUGGUAUUACAGAUUAUUCAGUAUUUAUACUCAUGCUGCUCGUUUCCAUGAGCAUUGGUGUAUACUUUGGCUUCUUUGCAAAGGGUAAGAACACUACAGAAGAAUAUCUGCGUGGCAGCAAAAAGAUGAAAGCAAUUCCCAUUGCCAUAUCGCUUGUAUCAAGUCAAUUAUCGGGGGUGGCCAUUAUGUCAAUUCCUGCCGAAAAUUACACAUAUGGCUUUAAUUUUAUAUUCGCUGUGCUGGCCAUGAUACCAACCGUACCUGUGCUAAUCCAUAUCAUUGUGCCAGUGUUUUAUGAAAACAAUGUUGUUAAUUGUUAUGAAUAUCUGGAGAUGCGUUUUAAUAAGCGCACGCGUCAACUGGUUACAUUAUCCUUUGUGCUAAGUCAAUUCUUAAUGCUGCCAGUCUACAUGUUUAUACCAUCGCUGGCUUUCUCCCAAGUGACUGGCGUUAACAUUCAUUUGAUCAACACAAUAGUCUCAUCGAUCUGCGUUUUCUAUACAAUGCUGGGUGGAAUUAAAGCGGUCGUUUGGACCGAUGUUGUUCAGGCGGGCGUUAUGUUAUUAUCCGUCGUAAUGGUUGGAGUGCUGGGUACUAUUCGUACUGGUGGUCUGGAUACUGUCAUUGAUUAUGCCACGCAAGGUGAUCGCCUUAAUUUUGAUUUUAGACUUGAUCCACGUGUACGCACCACCUUCUGGAAUACAUUUAGUAGUGGCAUGCUGCUGUGGACUGGCAAAAUUGGACUCGAUCAGAGCUGUGUGCAACGCAUUGUCUCUUUGCCUUCUUACAGUCAUGCUAAAAAAUCGUUGAUUAUAGCGGGCAUUGGUUUCUUGGUUAUAAUGUUUUUUAACGCCUUCGCUGGCAUCAUUAUGUUUGCGCGUUAUUUUGGCUGUGAUCCAAUGCUAGCUGGCCUUGUCAGCAAACCGGACAAAAUGAUGCCCUUUUUCAUACAAGACAUAAUGGGCAAUUUGUCUGGCAUGCCGGGCUUAUUCAUCUCCUGCGUUUUUAGUGCUUCACUCAGCUCGCUUUCCGCACAUCUCAACUCCUUGGCGGGCGUUGUCUACUUCGACUACAUCAAGCCACAUAUUCGACAUACGGAGGCGCGUGCCAAUGGCUGCAUGAAAUUGGUUGUCGUUGCCAUGGGAGCUUACUGUAUCUUGGGCGGCUUCGUUGUGCAGAACUUUAAGUCAAUUCUACAGACUGUGUGGACAAUUACGGGCAUUAAUACGGGCGCUGUCACCGGCGUCUUCUUCUUGGGCAUGUUUGUGCCACGAGCUAAUGGCAAGGUGGCUCUAACCAGCAUGUUCUUCAGCAUGCUUGUCAUGCUGUGGAUUAUAAUAAAUGCGCAGCUCAACUUUAAAUCGGGACUGAUUAGGUAUGAUGUGCUGCCCAAUUCCUUGGAUCAAUGCGAGGCGCGUGGCUUCCAUACGAUUGCAAAUGCCAUCAAUGCAACAAUGGCUACGACACCAGCAACAACAACAGCUCCUAUGCCGAGCAAUAUAACAACAGCCUUUGACAGCAAUCGGGAGUUCUCUAUCUUUGACAUUUCUUUUUACUGGUACAAAGUGUUGGGAGCUAUACUUAUAUUCGUCUGGGCAGUGCCAAUGAGUUACGUCUGGCGUCCAGAUAAGAAAAAGAUAUUAGAUCCUAAACUGUACUCUCCCUUUGUGCGCGGUAUGUUAAAUCUUCCGAGUCAAGAGCAGGAGCUGGAAGAUUUGCCUUUGAAAGAGCCGUUGACAAAACUAGAAAAGGAAAAUCUAGCAGCAUAACUAAUUUAAUACACGUUCC